Molecule: messenger RNA, 3847 nt
Organism: Macrobrachium nipponense
Lineage: Eukaryota; Metazoa; Arthropoda; Malacostraca; Decapoda; Palaemonidae
Exons: 5
Coding region: 872-2230 (452 amino acids)
Cellular component (GO): nucleus
Molecular function (GO): DNA binding
Source: RefSeq, a predicted model, not a curated record
GAGAAACACAAGGAGCAAGGGAAGAGCCGUGCCAGAGGCGACUCUUGGCCAUUACUACUGAAACUACAAUAGCAGCGCAUUGUUGUUAUUGUUCGCAGCAGGAGCCACCCGAUUCAAAAGACAACGACGAACGCUACACAGUUCCAGUGAUUGCCGUUAUGGUAGCAAUAAUGAUGGCCACAAUGUGCGCUGCAGGGGCCAUCAAAUUUGGAUGCAACCGACAGGGGAGGAGGACCCCAGCUGCAGAAGUGGCUCUAAAUCAUGUGACAAGUUAGAACACAUUAUAAACUAUUUCCAAUAGUCGAGUCUAGUAUGCGACAGGGGUGCAUACAGUGGGUGGCCGAGCCAUAUAAAAGGCACUGGACAAAUGUAUAAGUGGUUAUAUAUUAAGAUAAAUGAGGUCGGCAACCUUAAUGUUUGGUGUUUUGGAGACAGGUGCAAAAAGCAGCGAAUUCCUUAGACACUCAUGUCCGAUCGCACCAGUGUGCAAAUGACCUGAAUGGUGAAGAAUCAGAUGUUCAAGACAUCAUAAGAAAAGGUUAUGUAAGGUCACCAAUAUGUGUGCUAAAUAAGACAUGUACAUGGGAAAUGGAAAAUGCACGGACAUUGGAACCGAGAAUAGACUAGCAUGCAUUGGUUAGUAGGCGUAAGUGCUUAUGUCCGUGAGCACAAAUAUCAGAUAUAACCCCAAUGUGGGACCUUAUCGAUUGAUUAGUAAAGAAUCUGUCAGUGGUGAUCCAAAAACUGGAGGGUGCUAGAAGGUCCAUCAUAAGAUGGAUUCGGCUGUUGCUACGUAAUAGUAAAUUCUCUAGAUGUUUAUAUGACGUAUUGAUAAAGACUCGUGGUCGUCUGACAGUAAGGGCUUUGAGUCAUGGCUGAACAUACGUGGACAAGUUUGCUCGAAGGUUCAGGAGGCGUGAAGGUUGAAGAGGGGGAGCCUGAUACACUAGGAGAGUCAAAGGUGGUCUUACCAGAGAAGCUGUUUGUUCAAGAUUGGAGAGAGAGAGUCAGAGGGGCAUUGAAAGCUGUGGAAAAGGGGAUGUCAUUACGUCAGGCUGCUAGUGCACAUUCAGUAGGCCGUAGCACUGUAAGUAAAUAUCUACGAGGAGCAGUGGAUAUAAGUCUACCACGGAGUAGGGCAUGUCUGUCUCCUGAUAUAGAAAGGGGUAUAGUAGACUGGUGCCUCGAGAUGGCUAGGAUUGGUCAUCCUCAGACCAAAAAGAGUCUGCCAUUGGUAGUCCAGCGUAUUCUUAAUAAAAAGAAGAAGAAAGUUUUUGGUAAGAAUAAUCUACCCUCUCAUGGAUGGGUAUGCAGAUUCAUGGGUAGACACCCUGAGUUGUCCAACCGAAUACCGGAAAAUCAAGUUCGGUUGAAGGGUACCAUAACUCCAAAAACAAUCUCCACCUUUUUCAAAAACUUGCAAGCCCUUUUAGUGGCUGAGGACAUAAAUGUAAGUGAAUUUUUAAGCCCAGAUAAUGCAUCGCGAGUUUUCGUCUGUGAUGAGACGGGUAUUUUCGUCAGUGCACAGGACGGGGCUUUUGAUGUGUUGGUUAAAAAGCAUGUUCAGAGUACUAUACUGUCAGGAGAGGGGAAGCCCAUGGUGUCUGUCCUGUGCUGUGCUUCAGCUGAUGGAAGUCUCAUGAGGCCUUUUAUAGUUAAUAAAGGGAAAACUCCGAUGGUAUAUGGGAAGCACCAGGAUUUGGAAGCAGAUUCGUACCGUGCAGGGUGCUCUGAUUCUGGGUCAGUGACAGCAGACCUGUUUGAUGACUGGCUGGGUAACGUUUUCGAAAAAGAACUUGUGAAGAAGAAUAUUGAAAAACCUGUUCUCUUAAUUCUGGAUGGCCACUCAACCCCGUUAAAUAUGGAAACUCUAAGAUUUGCCCGUGAUAAGAAAAUCCUCAUGUACUGCCUUCCUCCCCACUCCUCCCAUAUAAUGCAGCCAUUUCAUGUCUCUGUAUUCAGGCCACUCAUGGCAGAGUACAGAAAGGCAUAUAAUGAAGUCUGGGGGGAAUUUGCAGCCAAUGAAAUGCCAAAAAAAUAUUUCCCAAUUGUCUUAAUGAAGGCGAUUAAAGAAGGUAAUAUAAUUGAAAAUAUAAAAAGUGGAUUCCGGACAACAGGUUUGGUCCCUUUCAACCCCAAUGCCAUCAAACUCUCCAGGUUUAUUAAGGCAGCAAAACAAGAAAAUCCUUCACCUGUCCACUUCAGGAGACCUCUACAGUUACAUCAGUAGUAGCACCCACAUCGUACGAGGAAAUCUUCAACCAAGGUUUUAUUAUGGGACAAAGAGCACACCUGAAGCGUUUAGAGGCUGUGCUCUCACCGGAUGAAUUAGCCCUUUACAAAUCCAGGAAGACUGAUGUAGGUUGGGUUUAUUCCCCAGGCACGCCUUACAUGGUUUGGAGGGAACUUGAAAUCAUUAAGCCGUGUCCUGCGGAGAGGAAUCCGUAUGCUGGGCAAACUCAGCCUCUGGCAGACGCUAGUGAGAUUGCACCUCUCCCGCAAGCAAUUCCCUCUAAAAGUGGGCCUCAGUACCAACUUAGUAGUAGUGACAUGUCUUUACCUGGCCCAUCUGGGAUUACCUCCACAACAACACCUUCAGGAAUAGCUGAGCAAACAUCAGACUCUAUAAGAUAUUUGAAGAUGAAAGAAAGGAAGAAAAAGCUAUUUGAAGAGAAAAAGGAGCAACGUAAGAAGGAAAGGGAGGCAAACAAGAAGCCGGGAAAAGGAAGAAGCAAAGCAAAGUAAAGGGUAAAGUAAGAGCACCGCCUAAAAGCAAAUGCUAGAUGAAGACAGUGAUAGUGAGAGUGAUUUCAGUGGUGUUGAGGAACUGGAGGUAAGCAAUGACAGCGAAAGUGAACUGAAUAGUAAAUGUGGAGUUAUUCAAAGGGAAGACAGAAGCAAAUUUUCAUUGGGUGGUAUGCCAGACUUGUGAAAGGUGGUUCCACAAAAGAGGAAAAUUUCAUCAGUGCUUAACUAGAAUUGAGUAUUGUAAAUGGGAACAUGAUGUGGAAAUGCUGUUAAUCAAAGAAGAGAAAGAGAAUUUGGAGGAGGAUCUUACUGAAAACACAGAUGAUGGAAGGCUCUUUAUUUGUAGAUCCCUUCCUAGAAAUCAAGGCAGAACCAGAAUCUUUUGGCCAUAGUGAAUUGGAUGUGAACUGUUCAUUCUGAUCUAUUAAGUACAAGAGGACAGCUCUCUAAGCUGUGAUGAUGAAAGUGGACACAGGAUCUAUUUUGCAGAAGAAAAUAUAUAUUUUUAAGACAGAAGUACCUACUUUCAAAAAGAAACAACACAGCUGGGAUGCAAAUAACAUACAUGUGCUGAAUGCCAAAGGACAUUUUCACAGAAAUGCUCUCAAAACACAUAUGAGAACUCUUACAGGAGAGAAAUCAUAUAUUUGCUCUUUAUGUCAAAGAAGUAUUUCAGGUCAAGUUUUUCCUCUUCAAGUCAUCUCAAAGCACACAAAAAUUGACACUAGACAGAAACUUUAUUUAUCUUUGUCCAAGUAGUUUUUCUAACUCUGAAAUUCUCAAAGUACAUAAUGGAAAUCAUUGUAGAGACAGGAAAUUCUCCAAUACUAAUAUGAAAAGUGUUGGACAAUUUCAAAUGCUAUUAGAUAGCUCAUGAAAAUUCAUCAUAUUUACAAGGCAAUUAAAUGUACCGAAUGCCAUAAUAGGUUUUUAGUAUUACUUUGCUCGUAUAAAACAUUAUGAGAACCCAUAUUGGAGAGAAGCCAUUCACAUUUCAUGAAUGCCAAGGUAUCUCAAAAGGUGUGCGAAAACUCAUACUAGACAGAAGUCUCUUCCAUAAAACUUACUUAGUGGAAGUCAACGAUUGUUACAUUAAACA